Molecule: messenger RNA, 390 nt
Organism: Dentiscutata erythropus
Lineage: Eukaryota; Fungi; Glomeromycota; Glomeromycetes; Diversisporales; Gigasporaceae
Source: the annotation of a GenBank genome assembly
CCUCUCUAUAAGGGUAAUAAAGAAGAGCUAAAUAAAAAACUAUACACUUAUUAUGACAAGAGAAGUAAUAGAGGACAAGAACUGGGGCCCAGAAAUGCUGAUGAUAGAACAGGAGAAGUAGUAGAUAUGAACUUGGAUGAAGAUAGAGGUGGUGAGUUUGAGGAUAAUUUAGAUGAAGACUCCCAGAAAGCGGAUAAUAGGAUUAGAGAAAAAUUUGCAGUGUGUUUUAGAGAAAAAGAGAAAGUAAAGUCAGUUUCUGCUAAUAUUGGUAGAUAUUUGGAUAAGGCAAUUAGAUUGUUGCCAGAGUCUAAUAGGAAAGAAUUUGUUGGUGUGCAUGAAGAAGUUGAGUCAAGGGCUAUUACUCUGAGAUUAGCAGAUAACAGAGGAUAA